UAUGUUUUUGUUGCUUAGGAAAAUUUGAGACUCAGAUUGAUGUCGUAUCACAAUGAGAAGUCCAAAGAUGAAGGAGCUUGAGGAGAUAAACCCAGAAGAGUUUUCAUUUUGUAAAUGACAUACUCCCUGUUAACCAACUGUAACAGUUUUUGCUUAUUGAAUGCGCGUCCUGCUGAGCUGUUUUUUGAGAAUGAACCGGAUAAGAACGAUAGGGAAAGCAUGCUUUUUGCUCAUCUUGGCUUUUCUUCAAGUCCUUUUUGUUGUGGUCAUGUACCGCAGAGGUUCAAGUAAAAUCUUUGAAUCGUUUUCCGAAGGCAAUGGGAAAAGCUGGGACUAUUCAAAAGUCAAAGACGUUUAUACCAACCUGACCUUUUUUACUCCUGCAUUUACGGAGGAGCUGCAGUACUGCCCACCUAAAUCUCCAUUGCUUGUGGGCCCCCUGAGCAUCACAUUCCAGAAUGUUCCCAGUCUAAAGAGGAUACUGAAGAAGAACCCAUAUAUAAAGAGAGGGGGUCUCUACACCCCUCCACACUGCCAGGCACGCUACAAGACUGCCAUUCUCAUACCUCACCGCAACAGGGAGCUGCACCUGCGCCACCUGCUGUAUUACCUGCACCCCUUUCUACAGCGCCAGCAGCUCCACUACAGGAUUUAUCUCAUCCACCAGGCUGGAAAUGAAACUUUUAACAGAGCAAAGCUUCUAAAUGUGGGUGUACGAGAAUCUCUAAAAGAUGAGGAUUGGGACUGCCUUUUUCUACAUGAUGUGGACCUCAUUCCAGAGAAUGACAAUAAUCUUUAUGUCUGUGAUGAAACGUACCCCAAACACUUCUCUAGUGCAAUGGAUAAAUUCAACUACAGGUUACCCUACUGGUCUUAUUUUGGCGGUGUGUCGGCUAUGACACCGGAACAGUAUAUGAAGAUCAAUGGCUUUCCAAACAGCUACUGGGGGUGGGGUGGCGAGGAUGAUGAUAUUGCCUACAGGGUGAGAUAUGCUGGAUUGAAGAUUGUCAGGGUUCCACUUCACAUUGGACAUUACAAAAUGGUCACUCACAACACGGAUAAAGGAAAUGAAGAAAACAAAAAACGGUUUGACUUGUUGGUGAAGUCACCAAAGAAAUGGAAAGAAGACGGUAUGAACUCUUUGGAGUACAAGUUAAUUUCAAAAAAGCUGAUGUACCUUUUCACCAACAUUACUGUGGAUGUCGGAGCAGCCCCUAAAGAUAAGAAGACCAAAACUAAAAGCUGAAAAGGAAUGCAAUGCCCUUGUUUGACCAGUACUGGAGGCUACAGAAAGAAGUGUAUUCUCUCUGCCUGAAAACAGCAAGAGGAAAUAUCAGUAACACACGUAGGUCAUAUCAACAUGCACUUUAAACUAGAAAGAGAGCCUUUUAACACAUAAUAUGAACAGUUCUUGACUUGUAGUUAAGUAACUGAAGGAAGGUGUGUUUUAUAGGGAUGAGGGUUCAAAACAUCCGUAAUGGAAUUCUUUGUUUAAAUAAGAUAUGACUGAUUGCACAGUACUUUUUGAUUGGCAAUUUAAUAAUCGACAGAUGUUUGCAAAAAGUCAGUUUAUCUAGGUGAAUGUCAAUAUUAAGUUGCAACUUUGUACCUGUGCUAAUUAUAGGUUUCAGCAGUGCUAAGCCAGCAAUGUUUGCAUAGUUAAGACAACGUGCACAGAUAUCAUUUGCAUCUUUUGAGGUUAAAUUAUGUUUUUCUUUGUAUUGCAUAAAGAAACAACACAACUUUUCUCUGCCAGGCUAAAUAGAACAUUCAUGCUGUGCCACAGUAAAAAUGGCCACUUUAAAUUGUUCUAUUGAAUUUAACAUGAAAUUAUAAUAAGAGAGAAAACACUUGCAUGACAAAGUAAUUUGGGAUUUUGGACAGGAUGCAAAAUAGCAGCUGGAGAGUUUUUCAGUGCUUUGUGUUGUCCAUUUCAGAAACAGCACUGCUAAAUCCCAGUCGCUUAUAAAUUCAAACAAAUACUAUUGAGAGAUCAUUUCUAAAAGGUGAUUUACACAUUUUAUAAGCAUUACACUAGCUGUCAUCAUUGUCUUCUUAUUGAGAAAGAUGAGAAAUAAUGCUUCAGGGAAUUGCAGUUCUCUUUCUGCACCUGUAUUUGAAACCCGAUUUGCUGCAACGUUUUGUUUUUCCUUCACUUGGUAUGUCGUCUAGCACCACCACUGCUCAGUGUCUUUGUGCCUUUUCCUCCUGAUGAGAAUGUCACACAAAAAUAUACAUUAAGUGCCUUUUUAAUGGAAAAAAUAUCAAGUUCCACCCACACACACACACACACUGCUGUGCAAAAGUCUUAGACAUGUUGCAUUUUUCUGCUCUGAUGCAGUAUGAGCAUCAACAAUGUACUGAAAGCCUUCACUAGUGUUUUCUACUGUUAUAACAACCUUGACAUUGUUCCAUAGUCCAAUUUCUGUGUUCUUGUGCAUAAGUCUUUUAGUCUUGUUCCCCUUUCUUAACAGAGGUAUUCUUACUGCAACACAUCCUUUGAGUCCUGAACCCAAAAGCGACCUUCGUACUGUUAAUUUGAUGGACAACGACAGCUGUGCUUUCUGCCAGUUCUGUUGUCAAUUCAACGCUCGUCUUCUUUAUAUUCCUUAACGAUAUUAUUUUCAAGUAUUGCUUAUCCUUGUUAGAUAGCUUUUUGGGUCUUCUAGUCAUGGGUUUGUCAAUUACAGAU
Messenger RNA from Polyodon spathula (Mississippi paddlefish), 2692 nucleotides. Its product is annotated as beta-1,4-galactosyltransferase 3-like. Lineage: Eukaryota; Metazoa; Chordata; Actinopteri; Acipenseriformes; Polyodontidae. The coding region runs from base 161 to 1246 and encodes 361 amino acids. The transcript has 6 exons. Gene Ontology annotation, biological process: carbohydrate metabolic process. Gene Ontology annotation, molecular function: glycosyltransferase activity. The record is from RefSeq and is a predicted model, not a curated record.